Molecule: messenger RNA, 7623 nt
Organism: Columba livia (rock pigeon)
Lineage: Eukaryota; Metazoa; Chordata; Aves; Columbiformes; Columbidae
Product: phosphatidylinositol 3-kinase regulatory subunit alpha-like
Exons: 10
Coding region: 634-1251 (205 amino acids)
Biological process (GO): virion assembly; DNA integration
Molecular function (GO): RNA-DNA hybrid ribonuclease activity; nucleic acid binding
Source: RefSeq, a predicted model, not a curated record
CCGAACCGACGAUCCGAAGCGGCGGAUAGAAGCAAAAGGCGCCGGGAGAGCAGCGACCGGCGGGCAAGAGCGACCGAACACUGUGCUGCGGUGUGUCGUCUCCGAAGCCUGAACCGACUGAAGUUCGCCAGUGCUGGGCUACAGGAAACAAGGGCUGCAAGAGGUCUCUUAAUUUAGCAAGAGUUGGCACCCCACAGAUGGGACUCUGCAGCAUAAACUGAAACAACGGGACCUGGCCAGGGACAGAGACACUGCUGAUGGUACCUUUUUGGUAUGAGAUGCUUCAACCAAAAUGCAUGAGGACUACACACACUAAGGAAAGGAGGAAACAACAAAUUCAUCAAAAUAUUUCACCGAGAUGGGAAAUACGGCUUUUCUGACCUGUUAACUUUCAGCUCUGUGGUUGAGCUAAUAAACCACUACUGGAAUGAAUCUCUAGCCCAGUGUAAUCCUAAACUGGAUGUAAAAUUACUGUAUCCAGUAUCUAAAUACCAGCAGGAUCAAGUUGUAAAAGAGGAUAGCAUUGAAGCAGUGGGAAAGAAAUUACAUUAAUAUAAUACCCAGUUUCAAGAAAAAAGCCAAGAAUAUGACAGACUCUAUGAAGACUACACAAGAACAUCUCAGGAGAUUCAAAUGAAAAGAACAGCUAUUGAAGCAUUUAAUGAAACAAUAAAAAUAUUUGAAGAGCAGUGCCAGACACAAGAAAGAUACAGUAAGGAAUACAUUGAAAAAUUUAAAUGGGAAGGAAAUGAAAAAGAAAUACAAAGAAUUAUGCAAAACUGUGAAAAACUGAAGUCUCGAAUAAGUGAAAUUGUGGACAGCAGGUGUAGAUUAGAAGAGGAUUUAAAGAAGCAAGCAGCUGAAUAUAGAGAGAUAGACAAGCGUAUGAACAGCAUUAAGCCAGACCUCAUACAGUUGAGGAAGACAAGAGAUCAGUACUUGAUGUGGCUGACUCAAAAAGGUGUACGGCAAAAGAAACUGAAUGAAUGGCUUAGAAAUGAAAAUACAGUAGAAGGAGACAGCAUUGGAAUGGUGUUAUUGGUGUCGCCAACCCAACAUCGUGUUGAAGUUCAAUCUGAGAAAGCACAGGCCACGGCUUUCCAGUCUGUGUGGGUAAUUACCCCACACCAGGUUGUCAAACCCGGAGUAAUACUAGCUGAAGGAGCUGGAGCAACAGCGUAUGUAUUAUUGGAAGGAGAAGAUGCCCCUGUUUUCCACCUUUAUCACAGAUUGGCUCGUCGUGCCUUGUAACCCUACGUUACAAGUAUAAUAUGCAGGACACACCUCCACAAGACUAAUAGCUGCAGAUCUCUUGCUGUCAUUUAUUACAGCAAUAGUCCUGUUACAGAUAUAUAUUAUGCCAAGGGUUUUUGUUUUGUUUUUUUUUUUUUGUUUGUUUUUUAUUAUGUUUUAUUAUUUUUUUUUAUUUUAACAUUAAUGUUUCUCAUUGUUCUUAUUCCCUUGGGUAGGUAGUGGCUGAAGAUGCUGCCCUGACUUUUUUAACCCAAGUGCGGCUUCAAGACAGAUAAUGAACUAGCCAGAAUAGAAGAUAACAUCUUGUGGGACUGACACAUCAAAUGAAGCAAUCCACUGACAGCGCCUGGCUGAAAGACUCAUCUAAUUCCCUGAGAAGAUAGACGGGACGCCAGAUGCAACCUAUUAUUGCACACAUAUAUUUGUUCCUUUUCUCUCUUUAUAGAUGUAUAUGUGUUUGUUGAGUAUCUCUCUAAAUUGCACUGUUCUGAACUUUACAUACCCACGUGAACACCUAUGGCUAUUCUGGCCCCAGCAAAGCUGGUCCCUUGGGCGAGGGGGUGGAAUGUAUGGGAAUUGUGGAAGAUUGGGCGAGGAGGAGAAAGGUAAACACGCUUAAGUGACCCGCAGCUGGGAUAUAAAGAAAGCACAUACAUCACACUAGUUGUUUUACUGACCUUGUGUGCUUGACAAGUAGAACCUCUGUGUGAGAUAACAUAGGCCUGAGAGAAACCCUACAGUACCUUAUCAUGUCUGAGAUUCCUGCUUUGUUUUGAGAAAGAGCAGAGCACAGCCAGAAGCUGCAUCUGCUCUAAACCUUUAAAUAUAGGCGAGCGUAGCCGGCCUAACGAUCUUCCAGCAGAACUAAACUUAUCAGCGCCUGCGUCCCUGCUUACGCUGCCUCUGCCUGGGAGCUUAGGUGCGGCUACGGAGAUCCCCCAGUAGAGAGGUAACUAAAAUAAAACUUACUCUUUGCAAUUACAUUUGUGGCCUCUGGCUCUUCUCGCGAUGCGCCUGUGCUUGUGUACACAGGCUCAUAUAGGACAAUCAGGUCAUAUGGUCCAGUCAGCAUGGGUUUAUGAAAGACAGGUGCUGCUUGACUAACCUGAUCUCCUAUGACAAGAUGACCCACUUAGUGGAUGAGGGAAAGGUUGUGGAUGUUGUCUACUUAGGCUUUAGUAAAGCUUUUAACACUGUUUCCCACAGCAUUCUCCUGGAGAAACUGGCUGCUCAUGGCUUGGAUGAGUGUACUCUUCACUAGGACUUCUAACUAAAGAAGAGGGAAACUGAACUAUGCUCUAACUCCAUCAGAAAAUAAUGGGAGAGUCCAUAACCGAAUUUGGAGAUCACUGCUUUUUCCUAACUUCAUAUGUGCUCACAAGCAGAAUCAGAGCAUCUGGUUUUUGUACAAAGGAUAAACAGGACUGUAGCAAAGUAAUUCACAGCACUGCAUAGAUGAGAUGCAAAUAUACCCUUGUUUGCUUUUCCCUUUGUGACUGGAUGAAAAAAUGUUGUCAGAUCUGGGACUGGUAGUACAGUCAAGAAGAAUGAGAGAAAGACAUGCUCUCAAAAAUGAAGUGUGACAUGGAUGUUUUGCCUGCAUGCUGAUGAGUUAAUAGUUUAUUUAUGCAACUGAAUAUCUUCAGGCAAAAAUUUAUUUUCUGCAGUUGACAGGACAUCUACUGAAGCACCAAGAAGUGCACAAAAUCUGAUAAUUCAUUUAUUCUGGUGGUUCCGAUCAAUUAACGACUUGGAUAAGAGACUACCAGGAAGCUUCAAAAAACAUGCUUAUUUCAGACUGGUACGGUUUAACUUUCUGUCCUACAUCCAAAACUACUGCCAUCUCACUAUUGAUGUUAUUAUUGAACACAGUCCACUGUGAUCAACAGGAUCUAAAACCAGACGGAAAAAGCCAUCUUGGUCCCUGUAAGCUUACAAAAAUAAUUUAAAAAGUAGAAAGAACUAAAGAAGCAUGAUAUGGGAAAAAUAAGUAAAGUAUUUGGGAUUUCCAAUGGCCAUUACUGUUCCACAAUAGAUUGUGCUUUUAUGUAAAUAUUUUUAACUGCUAUGUUUCAUGUCAUAAGACAGUGUUCACUGGAGUUGGGGCAGGCUAGUGGAGGAGUAGGGGAGGAGGGGAACAGGCAGGGCAAGGAACACAAAGGCUGCUACAAGAAGAUAUAGGUGUGACCAAAAGCCAGUGCCUGCACAGCAUGUAAGCAGCCUCCUAGAAUAUAAGCAGUGCCAGCACACAAGGGUUAGUAAAUUAUGAUGUCAGGAGGCUGCAAAGACUUAUCCUAUUCCUGGAGACUGGGUUGCUGAUCAAGAAGCCCUGGAAGAUUAAACUGUGUUUGAUACUGAGGGUCACAGAGAUGAAAGCAGACAAAGGAAAGGGAGGGAACUCAUGUCUGGGUAGGACUUAGAGGAACCUUUUGCACUGGUUCCCUCAGUUCAGAAGUCACAAGAAAUGGGAACCUGUCAAAAAUGGCCAUAAGUACUCUCAACCCCUGAUCACCCAAAAAAUGUCAUACAAAACAGAUGUAUUCUGAGAAAAAUUACACUGAUGAAUAUGUAAACUUCUGAGAGGCUAUUUGAAAUGAUAAAAUUCUUCCAGAGCAAAAUGUUUCCCAGCUCUCUUGAUUGGUCUAAUAUCUGUUGCAUCAUCUGUAAGAGUCUAUUUAGAGAGUGUCUUUCAAUGCCCUGAAAGCACUCAAAAUUAACUACUCCACCAAAGGCAAUGAAGACUUCUUUUGGGCCAAAUCCUAUAUCCAUGGUGCUGAAUCCUUUCAAUUUUCUGUAAUAUCACUGGAGUCAGGCUGGAAGUAUGCUCAGGAGUAUCUGAAGAUUGCAAGCAAUCUGUCUGUAGGAGUUCAGCCCUGCAUCUUCAGCCACAUAUGGCAGUCCUGCCCAUAAAAUCUUCUGUAAAGUGGAGAAGUUUCACUACUGAAACUCUCUUUAGUGAGAAUGUUCCCAGAAAAUGCUGUCAGGUCUAUGACCACUGCUGAAAAUGUUUGGACAGAAUUUGCUAGCAGUCUGGGGUUGGAGAGCUGAGACAACAGCUCUGAUUCCUUUCACAGAGAGUCUGAGCAAGACUUUGAGAAGCUUUCUCAGUGACAAUGAACAAUGUGUCCACAUUCUUCUUCAGAACAAGCAAGCUUCACACCCCAUCUAGAUGAUAAGGUAAAAUAGUUCUGUAAUUAGAGAUAAUGAGAAGGAAUAAACACUCUGGGUCAAAACUAAUGGGUGGAUAGCAUAAGCAGUUGGUGGUUUUGCCCUUUUCUCACUUUCUUCAUGGUUUCCAAAUCUCUCUUGAUGUUUCUGUGUGCCCAAGCUUUGUAGUACUCUUUAGUGGAUUUUUGAGGCAAUGGGAGUCUGGGGCUGUGCAGACUUUUGUCUGGCUCUUUUAUAAGUUGUUUUCAACAGGAAAAAGGAAAGAGGUAGAAAAUGGGAUGCAAGCCUGAAAAAAAAAACAGUAAAAAAAUCCAGUGAAAUUAGAAUGUAAAAAGGUAAACUGUCAGGGAUUGGCUCAAGGAGCGUGGACAUGAGUCCACUGAGCAACUGUACGAGCAGAGCCCAUUUUAGUUGACAUAAGUAGGCCUUAGUUAGCUUUUCUAUUAGGCCGUGGGAAAGGGGGGAAUGCAAAAGUACUGACUAAGGCAGGGUCAGGAUAUCCUUGAAGAGAUAAGAGUCAGAAGAAUGCGGGAUGCGCAUAGCUAGCUAAACCCAAGUAGGUGGAGUAAGUAAAUGUAACCUUUUAGUGCUUAGCCUAUUAGAUAGAGACAAGUAUGCAUAAUUAUGGUAUUUGGUAUAAAUGCACGCUAUCUUGGGCAAAAAAAUUGAAUCAUGCUUUAUCACUCUCAUUGAGUUGGCCUGCAUGUUUUCCUCAGCCGCGUACUCGCAGUAAAUAUUUUGAUAAAACAGUUUUUCUGUGAGGACAUUUGAAAGUAAUUAUUUUUGCUUAUGCAAGUGCUACAGUGUGAGAACUAUCAAAAACUUUCCAAAUGCUAAGCUUGACUUUUGUCCUGGUUUUCUAAGGCAAUGCUGUUGGUCUACUGUCACUCCAAUAUCUUUGGAAUAUAUUGCUCGAUUUCUUCCACAUUUAGAAGGGAAGAUAAGAUAGUCUUGAGCCAAUUUUGAGACACCCUUGUUAUACGGGGAGUGGUCUCACUCUUUCUUUAAACCAGAAAAUAAAUCUAUAUAUAAGUAUGUGUGAUUUUCUAGUUAUAUAUGUGUCGAGUUAUAUAUAUAAACUAUAUAACUUUAAACUAUCUGUGCAAUUGUAACUUACAUUUAUAAUUCUAACUAUAUAACUCUACAACUACAUAUAUAAACACACACAUGCUUAGUUAUUUCUGUAUUAACUCAAAUAUUAGCCUGAUAAAUGUUCUCUCCUAAUAAAUGCUAAAACAUUUCCAGGGCUCCAGGUAGUUAAAGGAAUGACUGGAACUUUCUAGAAGCUCAUUUAUUUUCUCUGCUCUUAGAUGCUAUGCUGAGACUGUGCAGACUUUAUUGAUGUUUAACACCUGCUGUCUUCCUUCUUAAAAUGUUCAGGGGCCAUGAUGAUUUCUGCAUCUGAACAAGCAAAACAUUAGCUAUUUAAAUACCCCCACUUCACUGUUGGUUCACCCCUCUGUGUUACAGUCAGAAGAAGGGAGCUGUUUAAGGCCAUAGAUGAACUUGGUAGCAGAGCACUGAACAGAUGUCAGAUCUUCUGAGUCACAGCUCAACUAAAUGGCUAUUUUGGCAAUUUAGCUCAGCAUAAAAACUGUUCAGCAUUGCUGAUAAGAUUCUUGAAGAAUGUUUGGAAGCAAAAGGUAAUUUCAAAAUUUGAGUGCAUUUCCAAGGUUAUAUUCCCAACCGUAUGAGCAGGAAAAGCAACACAAGAAGGCUGCAGUUAUUUCUUUAAGAAAAUGGAUGGCCCCACAUUUGUGUUAUUCCUAGGGUCUGAUAGCUAUGAUCUCCAAGUGGGGUAUACCCGAGGCAUCCCUGGUGCCAUCUCCCAGCAGUACCACCCCACACUCUACCACAGAAUCCUGGAGGCACUGUGGUGUGGAGGAGUUAAAGCUCAGCUCCUCUGGGUGACAGAGACAGCUCUAAAAGCAGCUCUUCAAAACCAGGGAUGAGCAGGACUGUCUCUGUAAGUGGAUGAUUCCCUUUUCAAAAGACCCAAAGGAUUUCCAGUAAACAAGUGUGGUGGAUGCACUCGACCCCCCUAGCGAAACCAGCAGCAGUUUGGUCCAGGCUCCAGAGGAGGUAAGGGCCUGAGCCGUAGCCAGGCCACGUGUAAGGAGCCAUUGAAGAAGGAAUGUUGUUUUUGCAGCUGUAAAUCUGAAACCUGAUAAAGACUGAGGGACAUCUGACUGUCAAUCUUGAAUGUAAAACAAAGUCUCUUUGAGCUAAUCUCAGAAUGCAAACUGAUUCCUGUGUUUAAAAGUUAAGUUGGGGGAAGGGUAGCCAGAGAGCCAGGAAUCCAUACUUAAAUUGAAAUAAAUCAAUAAAGGGAGGGGGUUGUUAAAAUUAGAUUAAUGUGAUAGGUAAACUGAAGCAGGUGUCAGGUAGUCUGUAAACCCUGCAGUACCUACCAAUCGGGAACAGGGGAGGGAAUUUGCAGACGGGAUUUGGGGGGGGAUUUAAACAGGGGCUUUUUGCCCUAUUCUGUGUGUCUACCUUUAUGUAGAACACCAGGUUUUGCAAAAUCAUUAAUAAAAUAUGCUUUGCUGAGAGAUCCUUCCUGAGCCUAUUAUAUUGGCAAGGUAAUAGUUUCCUACACAUGGUUUCUAAAAUAGGAGUCAACCAAAAAUAUCUUCAGAGUUUCCAUAUCUUACUCUGCUGUGUGCCUUCUUUACCAUUUCAUUGUAUUUAUUUCAGAUCAUGGAAGAAAGCCAUAGCUUGGGUUUGAGAAUCUUCUAAGAAAGGGACCUAUUGAAGAGAGGCUGACAAAUUCAUGUAUAUUGUGAUUAAGUUACAAAAGACAUACCCAUCAUUAACCAAUUGACAUGAGAUAAAUGCUUUCUGACCAUCUGCAAAACAAGGGGAUAUUUUUCGAUUUUUAGAUUGUUCUGCAUAACAAGAGGGAGACAGAAGAUUAAGUGAUACAUUGUUUAGAAGCAGAGUGCUUAGUUUAUAUUUAACUAAUGAUUAAUAGAUGUUUUGUAAGUAAGAAACUAAAAAUUAUAACUAACAUAAUAAAUUAUUUCUUAGUAUAGAUGUAUGUCAAAAAUUGUAAGGCAUAUGUAAUAAUUAUGUGAAUGUAAGCAAUGCAAGAGCAUCCAGUCUUUGGAGCACUUAUGGAGGAUGAUCCCCUGUGUUCCCCAGUGCUGAUAAAAUAAAGAAUGCCGCUUAACGGUAUAAUUGACUCUGCUGUUAAGUUUU